AUGUCAGCGGGCCCAUCGACCUCGUCUGGCGCACCGAUCGACGGUCAUAGGACGCUUCGACUUCACGUCUGGGGCACAUCACCAUCACUCCCUACGCUCGACUCAACAUCGCUUUACGCUGCCUCCCUCCUCCGCUCCACGUUUGCCGACAAUGCCCAUGUGCAGCUCCAGCUUGCGUCGGCAUCGACGUCCCUCUCCCGCGUCCCCUUGCUGCAAGUGCUCGACGGCAACAGCCACACAGUCGAACUUAUCGACAAUGUCGAAGCUAUCCGCGCGUUCUGCGUUGCAGCUGGGCUCGAUUCUGCGCUCGCAUCGGAUGAAGAGCUUGCAGCCAAGCAAAUAGCUUUGCACGCCCUAGUCGACGACCAUCUGCUUGAUCUCACCCUGCAUUCGCUGUUCAGCCUCCCUUCCAACUUUCGCGCCGUCACGGCACCAGCAUACUCUUCCGAUGGUGGUACCCAGGCGUCCGCUUCGUCAUUGGCAAAACUGGCUUCGUUACCUAUGCGUUUCCAGCCGUCGAUCCCAUCCCGACUGCGGAACGUGGUGGAAACGCGCCUCACCGCCGUCGGUCUGUGGGGUAUGGGUGGGAAAGAAGCCAGCACCAAGUCAGGGGAGUCGGACGAACUCGCAGCUCGAGCAGGAAUCGUCCCUGCUCGAAAGAAGGGUCUAGGUCAGACAGCGAAACAGGCUGUGCACGACGAGUUUGAACGCAGCAAACUAGUGACGAAAUGGAGGGAGGUGUUGGACGUUGUUGACGCUGCCAUUGGUAGUAAGGUGUUGGGAGUGAGCGGAGUGGGUAGUCUGGAUGCACACGUGUUUGGAUACCUAGCACCACUGGUGUUUGCUUCUCCCGACCUACCGAUAGAUACCCUGCCAAGGUUGAUCAAGACAUCCUAUCCGCGACUGCAAGACUACCUCACCAGCACGAAGCAGCACCUUUUCCCCGAAAACGCAACUACCUGGGCUUCACCGUCAGAAGUUCUCUCCACACCACCCGUUCUCCAGUCAUCCUCAACCUCAACAUCAACGUCAGGACUCCUUUCGUACAUCUGGCCUUUCACAGCCACCUCUUCUUCAGACAAGGCAAGUUUCACCGCCGACUCUUUUCCAGCCACCACUUCCGGUUCAACCCCUACAUCGACGUCGUACCGUUCCACCGCGGGAGCCGGUCAGCAGAGGAAAAAGCCAAGCCCGUCAGCGUCGCCAGAAGAUCGCAAGCUGCGACUGGGUCGCGCGCUAUGGAUCUGUUCCGCCUUGGUGGGUCUGGUAGGGUAUACGUUUGCCAGCGGCAUUGUGAGUGUGCGUUUUGUCGACAGUGAUGAGCUUCAGCAGCAGGAGGACGAGGAGGAUGACGAUGACGAAGAUGAGGACGAAGAUGAGGAGGACGAUGAGGAGGAGGAGGAUGGGUGGGAGGUGCAGACCGAAGAGGAUCUGGAGGAUGAUCUGGAAGAGAUGGAAUUAGGCGAAGAUGAUGACGAUGACGAGUAUUGA
This is a messenger RNA of Pseudozyma hubeiensis SY62, 1491 nucleotides long. RefSeq names its product mitochondrial import receptor subunit. The record is from RefSeq and is a predicted model, not a curated record. Bases 1 to 1491 code for a protein of 496 amino acids. Gene Ontology annotation, cellular component: SAM complex. The transcript has a single exon. Lineage: Eukaryota; Fungi; Basidiomycota; Ustilaginomycetes; Ustilaginales; Ustilaginaceae. Gene Ontology annotation, biological process: mitochondrion organization.